Penicillium alfredii is the source of this 1203-nucleotide messenger RNA. RefSeq lists its product as uncharacterized. NCBI's taxonomy places the organism in Eukaryota, Fungi, Ascomycota, Eurotiomycetes, Eurotiales, Aspergillaceae. Bases 1 to 1203 code for a protein of 400 amino acids. The transcript has a single exon. The record is from RefSeq and is a predicted model, not a curated record.
AUGUCGCCAAAUACCUCUGUUAUCUUGUUGCUGGCCUCGUUGGCCUCGCUCUCUGGCGCUUAUAUUUAUGUGAGUGACGCAGACUCAUACACGCCCUCGGCUGCACUUGCCUCGGGUCCCAUGGAAACCUCCUUGGUCUGGCGAGCCUCCUUAGCGGCUAUCGACCCUGCGAUGUACGAAGUAUCAUGGGGCCCGUACGUCAGCCAACGGGACAAACAGGGCAAGUUGAAGUACUACCCGCAAACCGCCGGACUGUCCAUCAACAACCACACAUCAUUUCCUCCAGUUGAAGAAUCCGGUUCGAACGAAAUUGUUCGAGCCAAUAUUUCUCUGUCGCAUGCUCCUUACAGGUUGAAGGCCAACCAAUACAACGAGGUCACACUGGGGCCCAAUUCGGUUCUGAAUUACUCGCAAAGCCUUAAUUCUGCAUCCUACAACCAGACGGCUACCGUUCCCUUUGGCUUGAACCUCGGCCGUGCGGGAUGGAAUGAUGGAUCUUUGAUCUUUGGAGGCGGAGUCCCGAGUUACGACGCCAAUCGCGUGCAAUCCAAGCCAUGGUACAUCUUGCCAGGUUCCGAGAACGGCGUCUUCCUCCAGAACGGCGUGGUCAAUCUCACCCACAAGGUGACGAUCCAAGAAUACGAGCGCCAAGAGUAUCGAGACUCCGCAAAUCUGGAAAAAUUAAAAGGCAAGCCUCAGUCAUACCGCGCCAGCAUCAAUUUCAACAGUGACUGGACCCUUCUACCGCCCUCUGCCAGUUUCUGCGGCUCGAACUUCUCCGUCACCCUCAAGCUCAAAACGAGCAGUGCCGAGCUCGAGGACGUGUCUUUCAAAUUCCUGUUCGCGAGUGGAGAUCGCCCGGGGAAUACCCCUCAUAACGGGUAUGAUGGGGACGGAGGUUUUCAUCGAUGCAAGGCACCAUUGACGAAAAAUGAUUCCACGAUCGAGUUUGGCGCCUCGUUCUUCAGUUACACCUAUAUCAUGGUUCCGUCUGUGACCAGUCCACUCUACUUGACUCUGCCGAACACCUACGAUCUUCCGCCGAAGCCUGCUGUUUUCCAUCCUGAUGAAACCCUGAAAGCGCCGCCUAGUCCCACAACUUCUGUGCCGUGGGCUACCACUUCGUCAAGUGCUAGUGGGGUUACUGGGUUUUCGGGUCUUUUGUGUAUGAUGGGUACUGUUCUGUCGCUUGUGUGGCUAUGA